Messenger RNA from Plodia interpunctella (Indianmeal moth), 3672 nucleotides. RefSeq names its product FGFR1 oncogene partner 2 homolog. Lineage: Eukaryota; Metazoa; Arthropoda; Insecta; Lepidoptera; Pyralidae. The transcript has 5 exons. The coding region runs from base 144 to 755 and encodes 203 amino acids. The record is from RefSeq and is a predicted model, not a curated record.
GCUAAUGGCCGCCGAUCUCUAAUCACGAACAGCUGAUGUGCGUUGAUCUGGUUUUCUAAAUAUAUUUGUAUUUUGUUUAAUUUAUCGUGUAAAAAUACUUAAAUGAUACGCAAUACAUCUUGCUAUUUUGUGUGGAUUACAGGAUGUCACUGACCAUUCAACAAAUUAUUUUGGACGCAAAAAGACUUGCAGGCCGCCUCAAAGAUCGUGAAACCGAAGCGGAUGCACUUUUGACUGAAACUCAAACAGCUUAUCGACAAAUCCAUACAAUGAAACAGUACAAAGAUGAAGUGGAUACUCUGAAUGAAGCAUCUCGGGAAAGACCUAGAGGAGCUUUGAUAGCUAACAUAGAAAGAGAGUCGCGUCUCAUGAGAGAUGUUCAGAGGGAGAAUGGUGAACUUCGAGCUGCUCUAGAGGAUCACAGACGGGCACUUGAACUCAUAAUGUCAAAAUACAGACAACACACAGAGAAGAGAAUAUGGGAAUCUCGGAUAGACUUCACAGCUGCUAUCAAUGAGAAACAACAAGAGUUGAUUCGUCAACAAGCUGAAAGGAUCAAUGAGAUGACAAGUGUUAUGUACAAGGCAGUAAAUAUGGAUGAAAAUGGGGAUUCUCGAAAAGAAGAAGAACUCUACCAAAGGCUUAUUACAGAAAACAAGGGUCUACGCGAGAUGCUGGACCUGUCGAAGCAGUACGGGUCGGAGCGGGCGUGGUCGCCGCCCACGCAGGACAAGGACGUGCAGACUGACGCGUGACCGGCCGCCGCGCAUCGCCGCUGCUAGGAGCUGCCACCCGCCAGCUGCCAGCUGCCGACAUAUUCAGACAGCGCAGAAGUAAUCGCUAUUAUACAGACUACAGUCCGUUUUUUCUGACGAGUCCUAAUAUGGUAAACAAUCUUGACCGUACUUAUUGUUGAAAAUAAUUAAAAUAUUAGUUCCAACCUGACGACCUCCGUGGCGUAGUGGUCACCAAGCCCGUCCGCUAUCUGGAGGUCCUGGGUUUGAUUCCCAGUGCGGGAAAAUAUUUGUAUAUGUGAUCACAUAUGUCUGCAGUUCUGGGUGUGUCAUGCCCGUUUCUGUGUUUGUGUCCAUUGGACUCGCGUUACAAGUUAUUUUAACCUAUCCGUUCUAAAGUGAUACAUUUAUUAAUUACCAAAGUAAUUUCCAUUUUAUUUUAUAUUGCCGUAAAAUUAUAAAAAAUAAUGGUGAGAUUGUUUACAUAAUAAUAUUUGUUAGAAGAAACGAACUGUAUAUUUGCUAGCUUUCUUGUUCAUCAGUAUUCAGGCCCAACGAUUUUAUGACAUGACUAAUGGAUUAAAUUGUAAUUGUACAAUGGAACAGCCAGAACAGCUUUGCAAUGCCAUUAAUCCCUUUGAACUACAAUUUGUUUGUAUAUUACUGCUGUGGCUGAAAUUAUUAAAUACACAAUUAUAUUGGCUUAAGGAAAAUGUACCUUUUUUUUCUAGCAAAUUUCAAGUCUGUAUAAUUGAAUUCCUCUGUGCAAGUCACCCCUAUUCCGACUCCGCCUUACACAUGGGGUCGACAGUGAUCUGAUAAACCACUUUGUAUGUUAAUCACACAUUUUGGAUGUUAGGUCUUUUGACAGAUAUAUCUUUCAUAUUUCACCAAAAUUGGAAACUAUAAUACAGCGAAUAACUGCAAAUAUAGUUGUUCACAAAAUAUUUUUUGUUUUUAUUGGUUGUAUUUGAUGUUGAACAUUGAUAUGUAUUUACUGAAGUGUUUCAUGUUACUAGAACAGCACUCUUACCAUAAUGUCAUUGCAGAGUGAAAACAAAUUGCUGUGUGACUAUAACUGUGAUCUUUAGUGUUGCUGUUAAGUUAUAAAAGCUACGCUUUUUUAUUACUAUACUUAUCACAAUACGACACAAUACAAUAAAAAUAUUUGCCAAUUUAUUAAUUUAUAAUAUUUUAUGCAUUAAAUUUUGACAGUAUCGAUAUUAUAUCACGUAAAUAUUUUUUACUUCGUACAUAGGCUUAUGAAUCAUCUUUACUUUAAUGAUAAAUUAUAAUACUCGAUAAUGUAUUACAUGUAUCCUAGAAAAUUUACUUCUUUAGAUUACUCGAAUGUUUAGACUAAAAAUUUAUUUUGUAACACCAAUACUUUCUGGGACCCAAUACUUAAUUGUCAUAGUUAAAAAACUGUACUAGUUUCACCUUGUUUUGUGUCACCGUGUUGUGUCAUCUCAAUACGCGAAAUACGCACUAGUCAAUUUACAAUACAACAAAGUUUUUUGAAUGUAGCAGUUUCUAUGUUUAAUACUUUAUCAUUAUGUCGUAAAGAGUAGUAAUAAAUGAUAGUUAAAUAUUCACAGUGAUUCAUUCAGAGCAAUGGCUCUGGAAAUGAAUGUUCCAUAUAAACUUAUGAAAUAUUUUUUCAUGCGAUCCAGGAGAUUAGCUUUUAAUGUUAGAUACAAAUAAAAUAUUAUGUAUGAUAGAUAUCAUGUAGGAAAUCUUUGUAGUAAAUUUCGUAAAAAUAUGCUUAACAUGCCAAGGGUGUGCAAGCAAUAUACCAUGAACAGUUACUUGUAAGUUAUCUAUUGUUAAAAAGUUUAAUAAUAAAAUGUUCGGCGUAUUAGGAACUUCUUUAAAAACCGUCCUUGUCUUAUUUGGCGUUGAUAUGGACAUGGGAAACGCUAAAUCCAUUUGUUUGUGUAUAAGUGCACCACUCAUUUAUAACCAAAUUAUACUGUAAUAUUAGGAAGAGGGAAAGGCAAUUAUGUUAUUGUAAACAUUUUCUGAUUAAAAAAAAUUAAAAGACAUGAUUUUUUAAUAAUAACAUUAAAAUAUAAUUCGAAUAUAUCUUAGAUUUUACUUUGGAGUUAGGAUAAAUAUUUUACUUAUUUGCUUUAGAUUAAAUUUUGUGUAUCGUGUGACCUACCCAUUAGAAAACAAUAGACGACUUUAAGAGAAACAGUAAAACAUGCACAAAUAUACAAUAGGAGUAGCAAAUACAUAAGUUAUUGUUUGGUUUAUCACAUUUAGUGAUAAUAAUAUUGAAGCAAUCUAUUAGUGAAGUUGUGAAUUGAAAUUUAAAAAUUGUUGGAAUCUUAUUGUAUUAUUAAGUCUGUUUAAUUUAUUAGUAUUGUAAUUUAUAUUUACUACUUAUGGCUCCCAAAAUUUAAGUAUAUCCAACGUAAGAUAUUUACCUCAGUACAUAAUAAUAGUGCUUGUGUGAGGUAUUAAACUUAACUAUUGUAGUAAUUGGAUUAGAUUAAUGGCUACCUUGGAGAGUAAUGCAUUUAUUAUAUCAAAACAUUACAGUGCACUCUAAGUGUGUAAUGUACAAAAUUUUUUUUUUGUAGUGAGUGUUCUCUGAGAAACAAUGUAAACCACCCAGUAAGAAGUUUUGUUUCUAUUUCAUUUUCUUAAUAUCAAGAUUUUAGGUCUUUUAAAUCAAUAUUAGAUUUGUUUGGGUGAUGAUCUUAAAAUGUAAUAAUCAUAUGUUUUGAGACAUUAAAAUUCUGCAAUAUUGAUAUGCAAAUACAACUAGCCCAUAUUUUUUUUAUAUUCAUAGGACUGUUGAAUUUAGUUUGUAUAGAAAGCAAUGCUAGUAAAUAUUGAAUAGUUUUUUCUGCUGUAGAAUGACACAAGUAGCAAAUGUAUGUUUAAAAUGUAAUAAUUGAUUAAAAUAUAUGCAGUACAUUAUAAAAUA